GGUCUAAUUGAGCUUUUGGGCCACGGUCACACUGCUGAAAAUUCCAUUAGAAAACGAGAAAAAAACGUAGCGAAAGAGAGAAAUUACGACGUCUGCAGGGCCGUAGCGAAAAAAACAGCAAAUACUGAGACAGAGUGACUAUGAUUGUUGUUAAGUGAAAGCAGCACUUUGGAAAACGGCCAGGCCAGCGGCAGAGGGAAAGCAGCAGAGUAGCGUUCGAAAAUCAAGCCAGCGGAAAGCGAAUCAAAGCUGGAAGGCGAUAAAGCGGCUCACCAGGCACCACCACCACAGCAGCAGCAGCAGCCAGGGAAAGUGCGAGAGUGUGCGUGCGUGUGAGUGUAAGUGAGUAAGUGUGUGGGCAGUGGAAAGGAAACUGAGCCGAGAGAGAGAGAGAGAGAGCGGAGAGCCAUAGUGGAAGUGGGAGCGGGAGAGGAGAAGUCCGAUUCCGAGUCCCGGAAUAGAAACCCCCAAAAGGAUUUGGAUUAGGAUCGGGAUCAGGAUCAGGAACAGGAAACGCGCACCCAGACCAUGUCUUCGAAUAACCAGAGCAGCAGCGCUGGCCAGGCGGCAACAAGUGCCCGCACAGGCGGUUCCAGUGCCGCAGAAGCCACAGAUGCCAAUAGUACCGCCUCUAACAACAACAACAACAACAACAAUAGCAGCAGCACUACCGCUGCCUCCGCCGCCGCCGCCGCCUCGCAGAGCAACAACAGCGAAAACAGCAGCAGCAGUCCCACCACUGGAACGGCAGCGGGAACGGCAGCGGGCACUGGAAAGCUGCACGGCGGCCACACGGCGGUCAACACCAAGGAGCGGGUGGUGGACAGCGUCCCCUUCCCGCCCAGCCACAAGCUGACCCUGGCGGAGGUGUUCGACCAGCGGACCGGCAAGCCGAACCACGAGCUGCUCAAGCAGCACUUCAUCCUGGAGGGCAGGAUCGAGGAGGCGCCCGCCCUGAAGAUCAUCCAGGACGGAGCCGCCCUGCUGCGGCAGGAGAAGACGAUGAUCGACAUCGAGGCGCCGGUGACCGUCUGCGGCGACAUCCACGGCCAGUUCUACGACCUGAUGAAGCUGUUCGAGGUGGGCGGCUCGCCGGCCAGCACCAAGUAUCUGUUCCUGGGCGACUACGUCGAUCGGGGCUACUUCAGCAUCGAGUGCGUCCUGUAUCUGUGGUCGCUGAAGAUCACCUAUCCGCAGACGCUGUUCCUGCUGCGCGGCAACCACGAGUGCCGGCAUCUGACCGAGUACUUCACCUUCAAGCAGGAGUGCAAGAUCAAGUACUCGGAGCGCGUGUACGACGCCUGCAUGGACGCAUUCGACUGCCUGCCGCUGGCGGCGCUCAUGAACCAGCAGUUCCUCUGCGUGCACGGCGGCCUGUCGCCCGAGAUACACGAGCUGGAGGACAUCCGGCGGCUCGACCGCUUCAAGGAGCCGCCCGCCUUCGGCCCCAUGUGCGACCUGCUGUGGUCCGAUCCGCUGGAGGACUUUGGCAACGAGAAGAACUCGGACUUCUACACGCACAACUCCGUGCGCGGCUGCUCGUACUUCUACAGCUACGCCGCCUGCUGCGACUUCCUGCAGAACAACAACCUGCUGUCGAUCAUCCGGGCGCACGAGGCGCAGGACGCCGGCUACCGCAUGUACCGCAAGAGCCAGACCACCGGCUUCCCCUCGCUGAUCACCAUCUUCUCGGCGCCCAACUAUCUCGACGUGUACAACAACAAGGCGGCGGUGCUGAAGUACGAGAACAACGUGAUGAACAUCCGGCAGUUCAACUGCUCGCCGCACCCGUACUGGCUGCCCAACUUCAUGGACGUGUUCACCUGGUCGCUGCCCUUCGUGGGCGAGAAGGUGACCGAGAUGCUGGUCAACGUGCUGAACAUCUGCUCCGACGACGAGCUCAUGACCGAGGAGAGCGAGGAGCCGCUCUCGGACGACGAGGCGGCGCUGCGCAAGGAGGUGAUCCGCAACAAGAUCCGUGCCAUCGGCAAGAUGGCGCGCGUCUUCUCCGUGCUGCGCGAGGAGUCCGAGUCGGUGCUGCAGCUGAAGGGCCUGACGCCCACGGGCGCCCUGCCCCUCGGCGCCCUGUCCGGCGGCAAGCAGUCGCUCAAGAACGCCAUGCAGGGCUUCUCGCCCAACCACAAGAUUACCUCGUUCGCGGAGGCCAAGGGCCUGGAUGCCGUCAACGAGCGGAUGCCGCCGCGCCGGGAUCAGCCGCCCACGCCCAGCGAGGAUCCGCACGCGCACAGUCAGCAGGGCGGCAACAAUGGGGCUGGGCACGGGUAAGCUGAGUGCGCUCUAGUGAGGAUGCAGAUGCAGAGGCGGAGGCGGUGGAGCCUGGCGUGGCUAAGUGGCU
Molecule: messenger RNA, 2356 nt
Organism: Drosophila takahashii
Lineage: Eukaryota; Metazoa; Arthropoda; Insecta; Diptera; Drosophilidae
Gene: Pp2B-14D
Product: Protein phosphatase 2B at 14D
Biological process (GO): calcineurin-mediated signaling
Cellular component (GO): calcineurin complex; cytoplasm
Molecular function (GO): calmodulin binding; calmodulin-dependent protein phosphatase activity
Source: RefSeq, a predicted model, not a curated record